This is a messenger RNA of Manihot esculenta (cassava), 3022 nucleotides long. Its product is annotated as 1,4-alpha-glucan-branching enzyme 1, chloroplastic/amyloplastic. The record is from RefSeq and is a predicted model, not a curated record. Gene Ontology annotation, biological process: glycogen biosynthetic process. The transcript is spliced from 14 exons. Gene Ontology annotation, molecular function: hydrolase activity, hydrolyzing O-glycosyl compounds; cation binding; 1,4-alpha-glucan branching enzyme activity. The coding region runs from base 229 to 2787 and encodes 852 amino acids. Gene Ontology annotation, cellular component: cytoplasm. NCBI's taxonomy places the organism in Eukaryota, Viridiplantae, Streptophyta, Magnoliopsida, Malpighiales, Euphorbiaceae.
UCAUAUCAUAUCAUGUGGAAGUAGGAAAAGUGGAGCAUAAUAGUUGUAUAAUCAGUGCGGGUCCAGUUGCUCAACGGCUGAAGUUUUCCUGAUUCUGUUCAGCGAUGCUUACGUGUGGGAGGGAGCAUCCUUCUUAAUGGUAACCAUUACAGUUUCAGGCUGAUUAAAGGUUGGCUUAUAUUUUGCUUAGGGAGAGAGAAAGAAGAACGAUUGGCUAAGUUGGCCAAGAUGUUAGGUUCUUUGGGUCUGUUUCCGGCGCCUGAUUUUGGGUCUUUAUCACCUUCUUUAGCCAAGAACUCCAAAAGGGCUGUGGAAAGAAACUGUCAAAUUGUCAAACAAAAACAGAUUGAACUGACUGGAUGUCGAAAAUUGCCUGGUUGUUCUAGAUUCCUUUUUCUACCAAGAAUCUCAAUAGAUAAGAGGGUGAAGCAAGGUCUUGCAAUCUCAGCAGCUGUGGCAGAUGAGAAGAAAACGAUAACAAGCUUUGAGGAAGACAUGGAAAUUACUGGUCUUUUGAGCAUUGAUCCUGGGUUAGAAUCAUUUAAAGAUCAUUUCAGAUAUAGAAUGCAAAGAUUUACAAAUCAGAAACAACUCAUUGAAAAAUAUGAAGGUGGUCUUGAGGAAUUUUCAAAAGGUUACCUGAAAUUUGGAUUUAAUAGAGAAGCAGGUGGAAUUGUCUAUCGUGAGUGGGCCCCUGCAGCUCAGGAAGCACAAGUUAUUGGGGACUUUAAUGGUUGGGAUGGUUCCAACCAUAGGAUGGAAAAGAAUGAAUUUGGUGUUUGGAGUAUCAACAUACCUGAUUCUGGCGGAAAUCCAGCCAUUCAUCACAAUUCAAGGGUCAAAUUCAGAUUCAAGCAUGGUGAUGGAGUUUGGGUUGAUCGAAUUCCAGCUUGGAUUAGAUAUGCCACUGUGGACCCCACAAAAUUUGGAGCACCAUAUGAUGGUGUCUACUGGGAUCCUCCACCUCCAGAAAGGUACCAAUUCAAGUAUCCCCGGCCUCCAAAAGCCCAGGCCCCUCGCAUAUAUGAGGCUCAUGUGGGAAUGAGUAGCUCAGAACCUCGCAUUAAUACAUACAGAGAGUUUGCUGAUGAUGUUCUGCCUCGUAUACGGGCAAACAACUAUAAUACGGUUCAGUUAAUGGCUGUUAUGGAGCAUUCAUAUUAUGGGUCGUUUGGGUACCAUGUUACAAACUUUUUUGCUGUAAGCAGUAGAUCUGGAACUCCUGAGGAUCUUAAAUAUUUAAUUGAUAAAGCUCAUAGCUUGGGUUUAAGUGUUCUGAUGGAUGUUGUUCACAGUCACGCAAGUAACAAUAUCACUGAUGGACUUAAUGGCUUUGAUGUUGGCCAAAGCACUCAAGAUUCCUACUUUCACACUGGAGAUCGAGGCUACCAUAAGCUAUGGGAUAGCAGACUCUUUAACUAUGCUAAUUGGGAAGUUAUUCGCUUCCUUCUGUCCAACUUAAGAUGGUGGCUUGAGGAGUACAAAUUUGAUGGAUUCCGAUUUGACGGAGUAACAUCAAUGUUGUACCAUCAUCAUGGGAUCAACAUGGCAUUUACAGGGGAUUAUAAUGAGUAUUUCAGUGAGGCAACUGAUAUUGAUGCCGUUGUUUAUCUGAUGCUGGCCAAUUCUCUGAUUCACAACAUCUUGCCUGAUGCUACUGUGAUUGCUGAAGAUGUUUCUGGCAUGCCUGGGCUUGGCCGUUCUGUCUCUGAGGGGGGAAUAGGUUUUGACUAUCGCCUAGCAAUGGCCAUCCCUGACAAAUGGAUCGAUUACUUGAAAAACAAGAGUGAUGAAGAGUGGUCAAUGAAGGAAAUCUCAUGGAGCUUAACUAAUAGGAGAUACACUGAGAAAUGUGUUGCUUAUGCUGAGAGUCAUGACCAAGCCAUUGUAGGUGACAAGACGGUUGCCUUUUUAUUAAUGGAUAAAGAAAUGUAUUAUGGAAUGUCUUGUUUGACAGAUGCUUCACCUAUGGUUGAUCGAGGGGUAGCGCUUCAUAAGAUGGUUCAUCUUUUAACUAUGGCUUUAGGAGGUGAGGGCUACCUUAAUUUUAUGGGAAAUGAGUUUGGCCAUCCUGAGUGGAUUGACUUCCCAAGAGAAGGCAAUGGGUGGAGUUAUGACAAGUGCAGACGCCAAUGGAACCUAGUUGACACUGAACACUUGAGAUACAGGUUCAUGAAUGCAUUUGACAAGGCUAUGAACUUGCUUGAUGAAAAGUAUUCAUUUCUAGCAUCAACAAAGCAGAUUGUGAGCAGCACAAAUGAAGAGGAUAAGGUUAUCGUCUUUGAGCGUGGGGACCUGGUUUUUGUAUUCAAUUUUCAUCCAGAGAAUACAUAUGAUGGGUACAAGGUUGGUUGCGACUUGCCCGGAAAGUAUCGAGUUGCAUUGGAUAGUGAUGCUUGGGAGUUUGGUGGACGUGGAAGAGUGGGCCAUGAUGUGGACCAUUUUACAUCUCCUGAAGGGAUACCUGGAGUGCCCGAAACAAAUUUCAACAAUCGUCCAAACUCCUUCAAAAUACUCUCUGCAGCUCGCACUUGUGUGGUUUACUAUAGAGUUGAAGAAAAAGAAGGAAAUCACAACAGUAGUGAUAUUGGUGCUGCAAAUGAGACAUUGACAGACAUUGCAAAGCUGGGAGAUUUUGAAGGUAUCAACGAGACAUCACCAGCAGAUGCUGUGGCAAAGCAGGAGGAUCUUAAGGCAGCACAACCUUCUUUGAUUGCCGAUGAUAUUGCAACAAAGGCAAACACAGAAACAGAAGAGAUUGAGGAAGAGACAUCGGAUGACAAAUGAAAGUGACAAUCCAUCAUCCAAUUCCUGAGUUCAGGUUUAGACAUGAGGCUUUAUCACUGGGAAGUUCUUUUUCAGGUUUUAAAUUGCAAGGAGAUUUUGUAUGGCCCUCAUCAGUAGACAUCAGUAGGUAUGCUGCUGUAAAUAAGUCAGCUUGCUGUUAAGUUAUGCUUUGCUUAAUUGCUGGGGAGUUGUCUUGUAAAUAAAAAAUAAAUAAAUCCUUAUUUAAAAAAAAAAA